AUGAUGUUAAGGUAUAUUUUGAGCAAAAUCGUGAACGAAAAAAAAAAUAUAUACAUAUACGAUCAGAAAUAUCUACUUAUAAAAGACUUUUUGAGAUAUUUUCCAAAGUACUUCGUAAACGAAAUUUAGAAGUCGCGGUGCAUAAAUACUAUUUCGCCAUGUUUUUGAUUCUUUAUUCCUAAAACUUAAACAAAUGCUUUUUCUUUUUAUUGAAAGAAUUUCAUUCUCUUCCGAAUUUUCCCUAGAAAAGUUAUACUUUUAAACUUUUAAAUUUAUAGGUACACACUAAUCACAACCGCAGCCACUUUAUCAUUGUCAUUAGUCAUACUUGGCUGGAUGUUUUGGAGAGAAGAUACAAAAAGCGAGAAGCAGAAUAAAAGCGGAAACUUGUCGAAUCACGAGAACUAUGCCGGUGAGAAAAUUCGAAUUUCGCUCACAUAUGCUCCAGUGAUAAUUGACCGCCGGCGCCGCGCUGCGCGGUCAAUUGAUAUUUAAGUUUCAAUAAAAUAUAAAUUUUAUUCUAAGUCCUUUCCACCUUUCAACUUCAAUUAAUCUUCAAAAUCUUUCUAUAAAUUAUAGCGCGUUCAGAGUGUUUCCAAAACAUGGUUAUGAUAAACUGAAAAGGGUUCGAAGAGACUAGAUCAAGCUGCAAUUUUGGAAAAUGUAUUUAUUUUUGACUGAAAAAUACUAUAGUCAAACUAUAUUAAAGUGAUGAGUAAGAAAAUACACUUCGAGAAGAGAAAACAAGCAGAGGAUUCACUCAAGCGAUGAAAAAAACUUUUUACGUUUCAUUUGGCUCUUGCGUCAAUGUUAUGAUGAUGAUAUGAAUAUUCCUUGUAAUGAAAUUUUAUUUUGUUUUUCCCUUUGCGUCACGAGCUUUUUAUCUUUUAUGAAUAUUUAUUAAAUAAAAAAAAGUACACCAUUAAAAAAAUAUAUGUAUUCUUCCAUUCUUGUCCAACCAAAAUUUCAUCCGGAAUUUAUCAACUUGGUGUGAUAGAAAAAAGAGGUUUCGAAUAAAUUGAUGUGAUCGGCGUUUCAGGAGUUUUUGGCAUGGCUCGAUCGCCGAUUUCCCCACGCUCCAGAGCGAUACAGAAAAGGCAACCCUGUCGUUGUCACAAAAUUGCCGCUUUGGAUGAAUGUCUUCCUUUUCUUAGAACUGUGAGUUCUGGGAAUUUCUGAAAGAAACAAGCACGUGGAAUUAUUCAGGGCGAAAAGUUUUCAUAUAAGGUGUUGAAAUAUUAAACUAGAUAAAAAGUUUUCAAACUCAUUUUUAGGACAGUAUCUCGGAGAGCGAUGCUGUGGAGGUGAAUAGCGACACUGAAGAGGAAACAUCUAGCAAAACGUUUAGAAAUAAAAUUCUUCUCACUUGUACAUUAAUUUUCAAUUGUUUGCAGAUCAUUCUGAAAUCUCAGUACGUGUUGACAGGAUUUUCUUCAGCGGUCCAUUUCUCUAAAUUUGACAUAAAGCCUUUCUCCGAUUUGGUAUAAUUUUGAACAGUACAAUCUUUUCAAGAACUUCGAGGCAAUGAGCCGUUUUUAGGUCAACCAGCAGUGAGUAAUUGAUAUUUCGGAAUCUGACUUGAAAAUAUUCGCUCACGUUUAUUUUGUGAAAGAACGCCACGUUUCGGAUAUGAUGGCCAUUUCGCAACUUUGCUUCUCUCAUUUCAUUUCAUAAAAAAGCACUACUGUACUCGCAGUCUUCUCAAUAAACAAUCUUGCGAAAUGUCUGCUGCCGCCCUCACUUUGUCUCGCGUUCGAGAGCAAGGUACAUUUUAGAUUUAUAUUUUGCUCACUAGAACAAGGAUCUCCCAUUUUAUAAUAUAAAUUUUGAGUCAACUUGCAAACUUCGAAAUCGAGUGAGGAUGAACUGAAACGAUGUGAGGAACUCAUAUUAGCGUACGCGAAGAAGUUGGCCGAGGAGAAAGAUUGCAGAAGUUUCCAUUUUGUUUAGAAUCCUGGAAUUAUUUUUCUUAAGGCCUACAAGCAUUGAUGGUCGAAACAAGACCGUUUUAUAUUGCCGUUGGCAAGGCUAAAGCUAGUAAACUUGUGCGGAAUUUGGUGGAUAUCUCUCUGACAAUUGAUCAAGGCAAAGACGAAAAAGUAAGACGCUUAAAUUUGGGGUUUCUGCUAAAAAAGAAAUGAAUUUGAGAUAGUGUUGGUGCAAGAUUGCGUCGAAUGGGCGGCGUCAAACCACAGCGAAUUUCUGCGUCGGUCUUUGCAAGCCCGCCUAGUUCGUCUGUACAACGACGUCCGUGAAUACACUGAAGCUCAAAAACUUGGUUCGUUUCACUGUUAUGCAAAAAAAAAUUUUUUUUUUCAGCUCAUCCGUUGGGAAAUGAGUUGAAGAAGUUGGAGGAUCGUGAGCUCUUAAUUGAAGUUUCUCUGGAAGAAAGCAAGAGCGCGUUCUAUUUGAAUAAUUUUGCAAAGGUAGGUAUAUCAAUUCGUUUCAAAAGGGUUUACCGUUGCUCAGACUUGUUUGGAAAACGGAAAUUUUGUUUAUUUGAUCGUUUGAGUUCUCAUAUUACUAUGACCAGUCUGAGCUUUUCAUGUUCUUUUUUUUACAUUCAUUGAGAUAGAACUUCAAGAAAUAUAUAAUUAGAAAAUUUAUCAGUUUUUUUUUUCCAAUCCGAAAAAACGCUUACUGUAAUGCGAGUUCCAUUUGGUUCAGUUUGUUGAAAAACAUUUUUUUUUUUUUGAGGUUGAAGGUGCAUAUAAUUUUUUUGGAAGUUUAACUUCUAUGAUUUUUUUAAUUUUUGAUGUAUUGAUAAACUUCUUGGAGUUCUUAAAAGAAGAGCCAUUUUCAGUUUUUUUUUUUCGUUUAGGAAAGGUUUCUGUGACUCUAAUCUUAACCAGAGUUUCCUGAAAGACUUUGAACGAAGAUGAAAAUUUUACAGAAAACAGAUAUUUUAUAAUCGAAUUUCCAGGCCAAAUGUGCCCUGGUUCUGGCAAAGACCAACUCCAACGGCGCCUACAUUUCACCGCAAAUGCAGGCGGCCAUCGACUUGCAGUCGGGCAUACUGUAUUCGGCUGAUGAACGCGACUUCAAAACCUCAUUUUCCUACUUUUACGAGGCUUUCGAAGGAUUUAUCGUAACUGGUGAUAAGGCCAAGGCCGCCACCACACUCAAGUAUAUGCUCCUCUGCAAGGUUCAUCUCUUCUCACUGAAAAUGAUCAAAUAACCUUCAGAUCAUGACCAAUGAGGCGAGUCAGAUCGCCGCUUUACUUGCUAGUAAAGUUAGUCUGAGUUCUCGUUUUCAUCCAAAGUUAAGCUAUUUUCCAGGAGUUUGCGACUGUGAAAGGAAAGCCGAUUGACGCUUUGAAGGCACUCGCAGAGGCUUUCACGACGCGUUCGUUGAAGCUUUUCCAAAAGGUUUCCGAAAAAUGAAGAUGCUUCGAGUCGUUUAUCUAGGCGUUCGAUGAUUACAAGGAGGAGUUGGUUGAGGACAAAGUCGUAGCGACACACACUUACAACCUUCAGAAGGACAUGCUCGAGAAGGUGAAAUUCUAAAUAAGAAGAACUCAAAAACAUCCGGCAGUAUUCACGUGAAGCGUUUAUUCAAGUAUUUUUUUAAAUGUUUAAGCUAAAAAAAAUUCAAGCUAAUUUCAAGUCUCUCCGGCUUUCUUGAAUGAAAAUCAUCCUUAUUAAGCUCAUCGAUGAAUAAAAAAACCGAGUGACAAUUUUUUUAUGUAAGCUCUCAUUUUUUCACUUUUUUCAAUUUUUGACAACUAAAUAUCUUGAUAUAGGAGAUUUCGCGUGUGAUUGAGCCUUAUUCGGAGGUGGAGCUGUCUUACAUCGCACGUCUGAUCGGAAUGACUAUCCCACCCGUCGAAAGAGCCUUGGCCACCAUGAUUCUGGACAAGAAACUCCACGGAUGCAUCGACCAACACGCUGGAGUCGUCAUUAUUUAUCCUUCGCGUUCUUCCGACAAACUCUUCAAGCAUUGUCUCACUAUCAUCAAGUCUGUCGCCAAGGUAGCCUUUUUUCAUAAUUUACACUUCACAACUUAUGAGCUAUUAUGAAAUGGGUUUCAAGUAAGAAUCUUUUUUUUUUCAAUUAAAAAGAGGAAACAAAUUUACACCAUUUCUAAAUAAAACCUAAAAUAGUUUCAAAAGUUCAGCUAUUCAAUUGAAAUUUUUUCGUUUUGCUUUCUAGUAAAGCAUUUAGUUACUUCAAAAACUUUCCGUUCAGAGUUAGAGUCUUGUAUAACCAAUUUAAAAAAAUUCUUCGUUCCGAGACCUCGAAAACUUUAUCUACGAUUAUUUAAACUGAAAAUCUAUAUUCAUUCGAAAAAAUUAUGUUUAAGACUGUCGACGCGUCAUAUCAUCGAGCUCAGCUGCACAUCAAAUAA
Molecule: messenger RNA, 4348 nt
Organism: Caenorhabditis auriculariae
Lineage: Eukaryota; Metazoa; Nematoda; Chromadorea; Rhabditida; Rhabditidae
Source: the annotation of a GenBank genome assembly